AAUCUGAUGUAAUGGCUCAGAGCAGUGCUGAGACUUUAGGACUUUAAACUGAACAUAGAAACAAACAUCAACUUGUUCAAACAGGGGCCAAAGUCAGCACACAUUCAAAGUCCACAUCUGUAGAAGAAACAGACGAUCCUCAGCACUGCUGUCCCAUCAGCAUGGAGCUGUCACCACCUCCAUCAGGACUAGAAGCAGAAUAUGCAGCACUUUUCACCCCUGCAUCGCUCCACUUCCUGCAUGAGCUUAUCUCCAUAUUCGAUCCACAGGUGGAUCAGAUCCUGCAGCAGAGGGUGUCCAGAAAGGCCCACCUGGAUCUUUCAGGUGACCUACCAAAUUUCCUGGGAAGCACUGCACACAUCAGGAACGACCCAACCUGGAGGGUGCUACCUGUUCCUCCCAGGCUCCAGAAAAGACAUGUGGAUAUUGGAGAUAUGGCCCCCUGUGACACUCAGCGCUUCAUCAGAGCUCUCCAGUCUCCAGCGCAGGGCAUACAGGUUGACUUUGAUGAUGGAAACUGUCCAACAUUUUUCAAUCAGGUCAAAGGUAUUCACAACGUCAUUAAAGCUGUCAACAAGCAGCUUCCUGAUGUUCCACACAUUUCUCAGGCUCCGGUGCUGAUGCUGCGUCCUCGUGCCUGGAACAUGGUGGAACACAACAUGAUGGUGGAGGGAAAAGAGGCUCCUGGUCCUCUGUUUGACUUUGGACUCCUCAUGUUUCACUGUGGAAAGAUGCUGUUUGAACACAAGUGUGGACCCUUUUUCUACCUGUCCAAAGUGGAAAGCUUCAUGGAGGCCAGACUAUGGAACAAGAUAUUUGUGUGGACACAGCAGAAGCUGGGCCUUCCACUGGGAAGCAUCAAGGCUACGGUGCUGAUUGAAAAUGUGUUGGCAUCCUUUGAGAUGGAGGAGAUUCUCUACGAGCUGCGAGAACAUUCAGCUGGACUCAACUGUGGAAUCUGGGAUUAUUCAGCUUCCUUCGUCAAUAAGUUUGGUCACCGUCCGGCCUUCCUGCUUCCUGACCGCAGUAAAUACGUCAACAUAGGGAAGCGUUUCCUACGCAGCUACAUGGACCUGCUGGUUCAGACGUGCCAUCGACGGGGAGCGCUGGCUACAGGAGGCAUGGCUGCUUUGCUGCUGCCUCAGGACGUCCACGCCGACUCCUACAGCAGAGUGCUGGCUUCUGUAAAAAGACUGAAGCUGCUGGAAAUCCAUGCAGGUGUAGAUGGUUUCAUGGUGUAUGACCUGAACCUGAUCGAGCCGAUGCAGGAACUCUUCCAGAUCCACACUGAAGGAGACAACCAGCUGCACCAGCUUCGAGGUGACGUGAGGGUGACUCCUGAGGACCUGCUGUCCAUGCCUUCAGGAGGAGUGACUUUGUUUGGUUUGAGGUAUAACAUUGCGGUUGGAGUCCCUUUGUUAACGCUUGGCUUCUCAGGAAAAGGCCACUUUUUCUACAAGGGUCAGGUGGAAGAUUCAGCCACUGCAGAGAUUUCCAGAUCACAGGUGUGGCAGUGGAUCCGCCAUCAGACUCGGCUGGAGGACGACAGCAGGGUGGUGAGCAGGCGGCUGGUGACGGACAUCACAGGGGAGCUCAUGAUGGAGCUCGGUGUUCACUGUCGCUCUGAUUGGUCCAAACGCAGGUUACACACCGCAGCCGACAUGUUUCUGGAGGUGGUCCUGAAGAAACACUUCCCAGAGUUCAUCACCUCCUACCUGAAUCAGGACCACACCUUCCUCAGCUUCCAGAACCUUCUGCAAGAGGAGGUUCUGGAAACAGACCAGCAGCGGGCCAAACUGUGAGGAUCGGGCUGGAGGACAGAUUCAUCCAAAACACACACACACCCUGAUCAGUUCUGGUUCUUACCGAGUUCAGAGAACAGAGAUGGAGCUGGUUUGAGUGUAAAUAAUUUACAAUAAAGAAAAAAAAUCCUGAAAAUUAAGCUGCUCAUGAAAAUCACUAAAUGUAUAAAGAUCAAACCGACCCAACCUAAAAUACCAGAACUUUACAGGCUGCUACACCAGCAGUGAUCUCCAACCAGAACUAGACCUGGCCCUUAAUAUGAAGGUGAUGAUCAUCUCAUUACAAACACCGCAGAACCAGAUAGAACCAAACAGAACCAGA
Molecule: messenger RNA, 2124 nt
Organism: Melanotaenia boesemani (Boeseman's rainbowfish)
Lineage: Eukaryota; Metazoa; Chordata; Actinopteri; Atheriniformes; Melanotaeniidae
Gene: ugl
Product: malate synthase-like
Exons: 15
Coding region: 162-1802 (546 amino acids)
Biological process (GO): glyoxylate cycle
Cellular component (GO): cytoplasm
Molecular function (GO): malate synthase activity
Source: RefSeq, a predicted model, not a curated record